Macrosteles quadrilineatus (aster leafhopper) is the source of this 4036-nucleotide messenger RNA. Its product is annotated as solute carrier organic anion transporter family member 74D-like. Gene Ontology annotation, cellular component: membrane. The transcript is spliced from 14 exons. Gene Ontology annotation, biological process: sodium-independent organic anion transport; transmembrane transport. NCBI's taxonomy places the organism in Eukaryota, Metazoa, Arthropoda, Insecta, Hemiptera, Cicadellidae. Gene Ontology annotation, molecular function: protein binding. The coding region runs from base 53 to 2203 and encodes 716 amino acids. The record is from RefSeq and is a predicted model, not a curated record.
CUUAACGUUAAUGUUAAUUUAUUCCAGAGAUCAGCUGUUGGCGGAGUAGUGGAUGGGAGUGAUACGACCACGCCUUUUACACUCUUCCGACGACACUGUUGACAGGAUGACGACUGAGGAAGAUAUUGACUGCGGCUGUGCCUGUAACGGCUAUCAGCUGUUCCGAGGUUUGCGCAGGUUUGCCAAACCCUCAGUAUUUGUUGCAGUUCUGAUCACCUUCGCAAUCGUACUGGGAGCCAUCCAAGGCUUCUUCAGUGUCCACUACAAAACCAACUCCAUCAACGCCUCUCUGGGUCUAAUAGAAUGGCUGCUGAUAGGCAGUCAGAUAGUGCAAGCUGUCGUGGUGGUACCCCUGACAUAUGCAGGAGGCAGCAGACAUCGGCCUGUGUGGUUGGCAGUCCUGGGCGGCCUUCUGACGGUCUCCUGUCUUGUGUUUGGCAGCUUCCUUCUCACAGAAUAUGAUAACUACCAGGUUAAGACUACGUACAGCCUCACACAAGAUCCAACAUUAUGUGUGAAGUACAGCGAGAAGGUGAUUCAAAAUGAGAAGACUGUGAACUGGUUGACGUUGGGAGCUGUUUAUGCUUUACAUUUCACCCUUGGCCUUACUUCUGUCGGAAUGUAUUCAUUCGCUCUCACUUACAUCGAUGACAACAUCGACUCAAUCAACAGCCCAGGCAUUAUUGGUAUUGUGCUGGGGUUCCAGCAGCUAGGACCUCUGGCUGGCAUGAUGCUAGCUUGGCUAUGCAGUUCCACCACAAUUACAGGAAUAUUGUGGAUUGUUCUUGGAGCGUUGAUGCUUGUGGUCUCAAUUUUAAUUGGAAUGUUUCCUCGUAGUUUACUAGACAACCAAGGUGGAUUAGCAUCCAGCAGUAUAUACUUCACAAAAACAAAAGGCUUUUACGGGUCUUUUCUGCGAGUGCUGACCAAUCGUAUAUUCCUCAUGAUCACGCUUGGCUUGACACUUGCUAUGACAGCCAUUUGGAACUUCAGCUAUCUUCUCACUCGCUACGAGGAGUCUGUCUACUAUGCAGCUCAGGCUAACGGAUUCGACGAUUCGUGGCUCACCAGACAGAUAGUCACAUUUGUCCGGCCUGUGGUGACGGGAGCUACAAUCCUUGCGUCUGGUAUCCUCAUGUUCCGCUCAGAGCCAACGCCCACCAAGGUAUCAGUCUGGGCUACAGCGGCCUUCUUCCUCACUGCGGCUGUGUUUGUAGCCAACAUCUUUAUCACCUGCUCUGACGUCAAAAUAACCACGGAAAGCAAGAACAGACUGGACCUGACAAUGUACUGUAACAAGGACUGCCAGUGCAGGGAAGACCUCGCCUUCACCCCAGUGUACGCCAAACAUGCUAAACUUGUGUACUUUUCUCCAUGCCACGCCGGGUGUACCACAGCCUCAUAUAUAGGAGAGGACAAGGUCUACAAGAACUGUUCCUGUGUUCCUACAGAGUCAGUCGUGAAUGGUAUUUACGACAACGGCAUCUGUCAGAUUUACGGGAUAACAUUUGAGAUUCUAACAGUGGUUGCAGCUGUGCUUGUGGCCUCGGUUGUAGUUGGACUACUUAUGCUCUCUUUUAGGGUGGUGCUGAGUUGUGACAAACCCCUGAUGAUUGCCCUUCAGAUGUCUCUUGUCUCGCUGCUGGCUACCAUUCCUGGAAGACAACUCUUCCUCAUCGUCGCUCGUAUAUCCUGCAUAGUCUCAGGCACAGAUGAGUGCAGGCUGCAUGAAGCUCAACCCUUCGUGACCUACAUCAACCUUACCACUAUUUUUUUUCUGCUGUUAGCUACGGCAAUAUUUGUAAUUACUACAUUCAUGGUUCGCCAUGUUCUACUUUAUGGUGAUGACGAAAGAUCUCCGAAAAAAGUCGCAGCUUUGACAGAAAUGAGGGAGUUCCGAGCGAGGAUGAACAAUAACGGGAAAGAGAGACGCCACUCGUUCCACGGAGAAAACCAGAAGCUUCUGGAAACUAACGGACCUGCCCCGGUGGUCGUGAGGACUCCGUCCAUCAACUUGGACAGUGAACAUAGACUGUCUACUUAUGAGGGUCAGAUGCAGAAGGCUGCGUCUUACAGUGAGGAGUUGAACAAACUUCUACAGACCCCAGCACCGAUGCAGACGACAACAAGUGGCAACACGCUGACUGUACCUUCGCCGGGGGUGACUGUACGAAGGGAGGGGAUGUUAACCACCCUCUUGUAGAUGACAUCACAAGAUGUUUAACAUCACACUGUGUGAUAAGUAUGACCUCUUGUGAUUUGUGACAUCACAAAGUGGACAAAGUUGCGGAGGAAAGCCUUAUAUACCGGUAUGUAGAGUAAGAGUACUACCAGAUGUUACAGCUUUAAAAGCAUCUGGCCUCAGGUUUCUCUUUUAGAACUAAGACUUUAACUUUCCUGAUUUUAGCUAUUUUAAUUUCUCACACACAGUUAAACACAUUUGCUUGAUUUAAUAAGUUUGUAAAAAAAGGAAACAUUUCAAACGCCUAAAACUAUUUCAAUUUAAUUUUUUUUUUUGUAAUUUAUAGUGAAUUAUUUGAAAAAACUAAGUAAAGAUUAAUACUUAUCAUUGUUAGAUACAAAAAAUUUUCAACUGCAAUAUACCUUUUUGUAUCAAGCUAAGACUUUUGUACAAAAUAUUUGGAGUUUUGAUGAUUUUUGAAUUUUUAACUUUCCAAAUAUCUGUGUGUGUUGAGAUUUAAUUUUCAAAACCGUAAAAGUAAUGUGUUUAGAAUUUAUAUUUAAAAUAAGAUUGUUGUAUUUAUUUUUUCUAAUAAUUUCAAAUUUUAGCAUUAGUGUUAGAGUUAGGUAAACAUUAACUUCCAAGAACACUUGAAUAAGUAAAAGGUUCUAUGUUCUGCCAGUUUUACAGAAGAUAAUUAAAAAACUCCUCUUCUGAAAAUCCUAUUUAUCGUUAUGUUUAAUAUACAUUAAACUUUUUAAAUGUGCCAAUGUUUAAAAAAAUCAAAUAAAUAAAACCUAUUGAGACUGUAAAUGGUCUGGUAAAUGGAGAGAAGUAAUCAAAAUAUGCUUUACAUUGUAAAUACAAUAGAUAACCUCCCCAAGAUAGCAGUUGCUUUUUGGAAUAUAUUAUUCCAAAAAAGGAAAAGUACUUAUUGAUACCACUGAUUUGUUUUCAAAAGGAAACUUACAAACUAUUUUGAUGGGAUACAAAUUGUUGUCAUUUGUUCUGCAUAUUUUUGUAUCAUGCCUCAUGGAACUAUCUAGGAACUAUAAAAAUGUAUUUAUUAAUGUGUUCCAUAUAUGUUUCCUUUGGAUAUAUCUUAUAUUUUGGCAAGCAGUUAAAUCAACCAAAACAAAUCUAGCUAUCUUUGUAAAUAAGAAUCACUAUUAUCAUUCUAGAACUUAAAGGACUGAAACUUUUUUUCACAGUUGUGCGUGAUCUUUAAAUUGCUCAUCUUUCCUGUUGAAUUUUUACCUGAAUAACUCCUAAAAAGUGUUGAAAAAGACCAUAUAGGUAAAAUAAAUAAUCAUGGAUGUUCCUUUAAGAUAAAAUAAUAUAAAUACAUGCUCAUACAAAUUGUACUACACAUAUCCUAAUUAGUUACCAAAACUUGUUACAUUAAUACUAAUUUUAUUUUAAACAAUUUUAAUUAAGCACUCUAUUGAAGUGAUACAUUGAAAGCUUUUACUGUACUGUGAUUGAGUAAAUUUUACCAGUGUCAUUUUAAUACUUUUAACAUUAAAUGUUUAAAGGUGUAUCCUAAAAUUAAGUAAUGUAUUCUAAAAUAAUCUUGUCUUUUUGUACAUAUAUUUGUGCCAGUGGUGUAGUGGUAAUACUGUCUUCUUUUUUUUAUUCAGGGUUUCUUUUAGGGCAUAAGUAAAGACAUUUAGGAGUGAAAGGUAUUUUUCUUUCCCAAAGUCGUAACUUUACAACUACAUCACUGUUUAUUUUUAAACUAUUAAAUGUCUAUUAUGUGUACUUAUUAGAAUAAUUUAGUUAGGUUUUAUAUAAUAUAUUAUUACAAUUCACUACAAUUGUAUGUACCUGCAAAUAAAGAGUUUUAUAUCGUUA